AUGAACCUAAGGAAAGAAUACCAAGUUAUCGGUCGUCGUUUACCUACUGAAUCCGUUCCUGAACCAAAGUUGUUCAGAAUGAGAAUCUUUGCACCAAAUGACGUUGUUGCCAAGUCUCGUUACUGGUACUUCUUGCAAAAGUUGCACAAGGUCAAGAAGGCUUCUGGUGAAAUCGUUUCCCUAAACGUUAUUCACGAAGCUCACCCAACCACUGUCAAGAACUUCGGUGUCUGGGUUAGAUACGACUCCAGAUCUGGUACCCACAACAUGUACAAGGAAAUCAGAGACGUUACCAGAGUUGGUGCCGUUGAAUCUUUGUACCAAGACAUGGCUGCUAGACACAGAGCUAGAUUUAGAUCUAUCCACAUUCUAAAGGUUGUUGAAUUGGAAAAGACUGCUGAUGUCAAGAGACAAUACGUCAAGCAAUUCUUGACCAAGGACUUGAAGUUCCCAUUGCCUCACAGAGUCCAAAAAACCAACAAGGUCUACGCUUACAAGAGACCAUCCACUUUCUACUAA
Molecule: messenger RNA, 519 nt
Organism: Kluyveromyces marxianus DMKU3-1042
Lineage: Eukaryota; Fungi; Ascomycota; Saccharomycetes; Saccharomycetales; Saccharomycetaceae
Gene: RPL20B
Product: 60S ribosomal protein eL20
Exons: 2
Coding region: 1-519 (172 amino acids)
Biological process (GO): translation
Cellular component (GO): ribosome; cytosolic large ribosomal subunit
Molecular function (GO): structural constituent of ribosome
Source: RefSeq, a predicted model, not a curated record